AUGAAAGCUGUAAAAUCCUGUCUGGUCUGUUUAAUUUCUUACUGUGAGAAUCAUCUAAAGCCUCAUUAUCAAUUAACUGCUUUUAAAAAACACAAGCUGGUGAAUCCUUCCAAAAACCUCCAGGAGAACAUCUGCUCUUGUCAUGAUGAGGUGAUGAAGAUCUUCUGUCGUACUGAUCAGCAGUGUAUCUGUUAUCUCUGCACUAUGGAUGAACAUAAAGGCCAUGAAACAGUCCCAGCAGCAACAGAAAGAGCUGAGAAACAGAAGAAGCUCCAGGAGAGUCGACAACAAAUCCAUCAGAGAAUCCAGGACCAAGAGAAAGAUGUGAAGCUGCUUCAACAGGAGGUGGAGGCCAUCAAUGUCUCUGCUGAUAAAGCAGUGGAGGACAGUGAGAAGAUCUUCACUGAUCUGAUCUGUCUCCUCCAGAAAAGAAGCUCUGAUGUGAAGCAGCAGAUCAGAUCCCAGCAGGAAACUGAAGUGAGUCGAGUCAAAGAUGUUCAGGAGAAGCUGGAGCAGGAGAUCACUGAGCUGAAGAGGAAAGACGCUGAGCUGGAGCAGCUCUCACACACAGAGGAUCACAACCAGUUUCUCCUCAACUACCCCUCACUGCCAGCACUCAGUGAGUCUACACACUCAUCCAGCAUCAACAUCCGUCCUCUGAGACACUUUGAGGACGUGACAGCAGCUGUGUCAGAGCUCAGAGACAAACUACAGGUCAUCCUGAGAGACUCAUGGACAAACAUCGAACUGAAGCUCACUGAGGUGGAUGUUCAACCAUCAGAACCAGAACCAAAGACCAGAGAUGGAUUCUUGAAACUUUUAAAAUUAUCACUCUGGAUCCAAACACCCUAAACAGAUUUCUAAUUUUAUCUGAGGGGAAUAGAAAGGUAACAUUUGCGAACCAUAAACAGUCUUAUCCUGAUCAUCCAGACAGAUUUGAUGGUUUUUGUUAU
Xiphophorus hellerii (green swordtail) is the source of this 953-nucleotide messenger RNA. RefSeq names its product tripartite motif-containing protein 29-like. Bases 1 to 852 code for a protein of 283 amino acids. Gene Ontology annotation, molecular function: zinc ion binding. The record is from RefSeq and is a predicted model, not a curated record. Lineage: Eukaryota; Metazoa; Chordata; Actinopteri; Cyprinodontiformes; Poeciliidae. The transcript has a single exon.